AGAUUAGCCCUCGUGACUCUUUCUCUCAUUUUGCAAAGAAAGGUUUUGUUCCACCAGAUUCCCGAUUCUAACGCCAAAACAAAACAACCCUCGUAUAUUCAUCCUAUCACCAAAAGCCACGACCAUUCUUAAAGAAGCAUUUCCAGAUUCUAAUUUCUCAAAAUAUAUAUAACAUUAAUUCUCUUUAAUACAUAUUUCCUUCUUUAAUUUCAUUUCCAUUAUCAUCUCAAGAUAUUUGGAACGCUCGUUGUAUAUAUGACACUUAUUAUCAUUGCUGCAAGACAGUGGAAAAACCUAAUUCCCUGUUUUCAUAAUUCUACAAUACCACAGAAAACUGAGUCUUGCAUUUCAGAUUUCGUUUUGCUAUAUAUAUGCAACAAACAACACUUGUCUUUCCACUUUCCACACCCAAAAAUAGAAAAUCAAGUUUUCUUUGAUCCAUUUCUUUCUCAAAACCAAAACCUAAGCUCUUCUUCUCGCAUUAUCGCCGAAAAAACCACCACAAAAUUGUGGAAUUGUUCGUAGUAGAAGAAAGAAUGGACACAGUUUUUCAUUCUCGUGUUGAUAGAGAGAUUGAAACGCUUACUGAAAGAUUACAUCCAGCCAGGGUUUGUAUAGAUAAUAAUACUUGUAAAGACUGCACUGUUGUGAAGGUUGAUAGUGCAAACAAGUAUGGGAUAUUAUUAGAGAUGGUACAGGUGUUGACAGAUCUUGACCUCAUCAUUUCCAAGUCAUACAUUUCCUCAGAUGGUGGAUGGUUUAUGGACGUGUUCCACGUCACGGAUCAAGCUGGCAAGAAGCUUACUGACAGGAACCUCAUGCACCAAAUUGAGAAGGAACUAUGUGCCACAAGAGCAAAAGAGGACAUAGAUGAUGAAGAACUCCAAGGCUGCGCAGAAUAUUCACAGUCAAAAUACUCAAAACAAAUUGUGUCAACGGAGAACACAGCAUUGGAGAUGAGUGGGAUGGAUAGACCAGGCCUACUAUCAGAAAUAUCAGCAGUGUUGGUGAACAUGAGCUGCAAUGUCACCUCAGCAACGGCGUGGACCCACAAUGGAAGGGUGGCCUGCAUUCUUUACGUAGAAGAGGCAUCCAAACCUGGACCCAUUAGAGAUCCAAGACGAUUGGCCCAGGUAAAGGAACAGCUGGAGAGUGUUGUGGUGGCCCAUUGUGAGAAGGGAGAGAGGAACAAUGUGAGGUUGAGAAACUUUGCUGCCGGGCGCACACACACCGAACGACGGCUUCACCAGUUAAUGUAUGCCGACAGGGACUACGAGGGCUGUCGCGCCUGUCACGGAGACAGUAGCGGCGAUCACAAAAAGGGGUGUGAUGGGACUCAUGUGUCUAUUAGUAGAUGCAAGGACAGGGGGUAUUGGGUGGUGAACUUGGUGUGUAGGGACCGUCCCAAGUUGUUUUUUGAUACGGUGUGUGUGCUUAGGGACAUGCAGUAUGUAGUCUUUCAUGCCGCCAUUAGUUCCAAGAAAUCCAUAGCCGAUCAGGAGUACUAUAUAAGGCACAAGUGGAAUGGUUUAGCUCUCAGAACCCAAAGUGAGAGGGAAAAGCUUAUCUUAUGCAUAAUAGCUGCAAUAGAGCGUAGAGUGUCGCAUGGUUUAAGGGUUGAUAUUUGCACUGAAAAUAAAACGGGUUUAUUAUCGAAAGUGACUCGUGUGAUUCGCGAAAAUGGACUAUCAAUACCAAGGGUUGAGAUUGGAAUGCGAGGAGAUGAUGUGGUAGGAACAUUCUAUGUCAGAGAUCCUUCAGGUCAAGAAGUAAAACCAAAUAUAGUGGAAUUGUUGAGACAAGAGUGUGGUGGAUCCGUAGACGUAGUUACUGAUCACAAGGCGCCUCGUAAGCUUUCUCGUACAUCAUCUUCCUCUUCCUCAUCGACUAAUAGUGAAAAUAGUAGUAUAGAGGAUACUCCAAGACUUUCUAUUGGAAGCAAGCUAUGGUCUCAGAUAGGAAAGAUUUCAAGCAACCUUAGCCCCAUUAAAUCCUGAGAUUCUCUCAUCUAUGGAACUGGUGUUCUACUUGAAUUUAUAUCCCAGUCAAAUAUCUGUGUACAUCGAAAGUUUUAGUUAGUUUUCAUGUUUCUCAUUAUUCUUUAAAGCUAGAGAGAGAGUACUCUGGUGUGUUCAUGGUGGUCACUCUGUACAUAUAUUUCUCACAUGUAUAUAUCCCAGGCUAUUCCACAAUGAGAAAUAAAAACCACUAACUAAUUUUUACACAAAGAAA
Molecule: messenger RNA, 2232 nt
Organism: Medicago truncatula (barrel medic)
Lineage: Eukaryota; Viridiplantae; Streptophyta; Magnoliopsida; Fabales; Fabaceae
Product: ACT domain-containing protein ACR1
Exons: 8
Coding region: 537-1997 (486 amino acids)
Source: RefSeq, a predicted model, not a curated record